AUGAAGGACCUUGCAUAUCUCCGCACGUCCCACCUUCCUCGGUCUGCCUUCGGCCCCACCUCCGCCUUCCCUCACUGCUUCUCUCUCCUCUUACAGGACACGCGCUUUGCACCGCACAAGCAGCAGGCCGCAGAACUGAUCCAGAACAAAAGAGAUCCGCCUCUCUGCCUGGCCAUGCAGCUGAACAGGUUGUUGCCUUCUUCCAUCAUCAGAACUCAGUCCUGUGAGCCUGUCUUCUCUUUUGGGCCCACCAGUGGACAGAGUCGUCGUUUAUACCUUCCAGCUUCUGUCAAACUGUCCUUCACUGUUAUCCCUGGUGCCUCUUCUCCCCCCUCCUGGCCCACGCAGGCCCACCUGGACUCCCAGUCAGCCUUCUCCCUCCAUGGUGGGUGGGGGGAGGCCCCGGGGACCCUGGAUGCGGACCCCGAACCUAUUCAGCUUGCCUCAGCUGAGAGAGACCUGGGAUCUUGUCUUGAUGCAUCCACUCUCACUGACCUCUGUGCAGACCUGCCAGAGUUGGAGAUAGUGAGCCUUCUGUCAGAAGGUCAGCCAAACUACACUCUCCGAGCAGACUGUGUUUUCGGCUACGACAAUGACGACUGGCUGCACACCCCUCUGCUGCAGCCUGAGGUCGUCCUCGGCCUCACACACCAGCAAAUUGAAGAGACCUUCAAGUACUUCUUGCUGUGCUCAGACAGAGUUGGCCAGGUUACCAAGACAUAUCACGACAUUAAGGCCGUUACAAACCUGCUGGAGGAGAAAGAGCGUGAUCUCGAGCUAGCAGCACGGAUUGGCCAGUCACUUCUGAAACAAAAUCAAGAGUUGACAAACCGAAAUGGAAUACUGGAUGAACAGCUGGAGACUGCAAAGGAGGAGAUUGCUCAACUGCGUCAUGAGCUUUCAAUGCGAGAUGACCUCCUUCAGUUCUACGCAAGCACAGAGGAGAUAGAAAACACUGAAUCACACUCACCAAUAAAAAGAAAUGAAUCCAGCAGUUCUCUCAGCAACCUUGUCCACUAUGACUUCAUGCAGCAGAAAUUGAAAAGUUUAGAGGAAGAGAACCGCAAACUUCGACUGGAGGCCAGUGAGCUCUGCACAGAGACAACCAACUAUGAGGAACAAGAGCAAGAGCUGAUGAUGGUGUGCGUGGAAGAGUUGUCUUCUGCCAACAAGCAAGUAGUCGACCUAUCAGACGAGCUAGCACGCAAAGUAGAAGAUUCAUUUCGGCAACAAGAGGAAAUAAGCUCACUUCUUGCUCAGAUUGUUGACCUGCAGGCCCGCUGCAAACGUCUUACUAAUGAGAACGAGGAGCUGAAUCAACAUCUGAGUGCCUCCCGUGAGAAUAACCAGAUACUGCAGUCCGAGCUCAAGGACCUGCGGGACAAGUACUCACAGUGUGAGGACAUGCUCCACGAGGCUCAAGAGGACAUCAAAAAUCUGCGAAAUAAGAGCCUUCCCAAUAGCACUGUGCAGCGCUACACUGCUCUGGCCUCCGUCCUGCCCAUGGACAGCCUGGCAGCAGAGAUAGAGGGAACCUUCCGGAAAGGCUUGGACACCCCCGCCUCCUCAGAGUAUAAAACCCACCCGAGGCGUGUAUUUGAAACCGUGCGGGUGGUAAACAGGUCAGUGAGGCUGCGUUCUGUGUGCCACUCUCCGGGACUUCCAGGUUCUAGCCCGGUGUCUGUGCGAUCCAGCUGUACCAGCACGCCCCGCACCAGUUACUACGGUUCUGACAAUGCCAGUCUCACUAUGGAUGAAAAGCCCAGUUGUAGUUUGGUCCAGAAAGAAGAUCUCAGUGGGCCAAAGCGUCUGGGCCAGCCAGGCAAUCCGGGAGGCCAGGACCUCGAAGCCGCUUUGCGCUGCUUGUCAGUCCGCCAGCAGAACCAUUUUUCUGAGCGGCCUUUCUUCGAUGUGGAACGUGAGCGGAAACUGCAUGCCUUGUCGGCAAACAGCGAGGAGGAGGAGGGUUCCAGUGGCUUCUUGACACCAAACGACAGCCUGGCCUCCAGCCCAGCGGCGUCAACUGGCACCAACUACUCCAAUGGAAGUUCUCGCCACUCCUGUGACUCCUCAGGAUCCAGGUCAUACCUUCCUGACCGCCUCCAGAUCGUCAAACCUCUUGAAGGCUCGGUGACUUUGCAUCAGUGGCAGCAGCUGGCCAAACCAAACCUUGGGGGCAUCCUCCACCCUCGCCCUGGAGUCCUGACAAAGGAUUUCAGGGAGCUUGAAGUGGACAUACAGCAUGUCUACAGUCUGAAUGACCUGGAAGAGGAUGAACCUGACCUGUCACUGCUCUCUGGAGCUCACAGCAUGGUGUCUUCAUCGAGUCCCAACCAUCCUCAGACCUCUCCCACUCCCACAGUCACCACCUGCCGAGUCCCCCAACCAUCCCUCCUCACCCCUGCUUUUCCCUUUGGCCAUCACCCUGUCAGCCUGCCAUUUUGUCCGAACUGUGAGCACGUGAGCACUUCUCGUGUGUCCGUCCGACAGCACUUCGGCCUCCCGUGCUCCCCCACCACAAACACGAGCUGGUCAUCACCAGGACUCCUUCAGCUGCUUGAAGAACGAGGUAUUUCCGCCUCUUGUUCUCCCCGCCAGCACAUACGCCCCUUCCGCAGUACAGGGCCUCGGCUGGCCGACACUGUUGACAAAAGCGGCGGCUCAUGCGCUAACACCGGACAGAAAAAGAACAUUUUCAGCCUGAAUUUGGUGGAGAAGCUUCAGAGUCUCAGGCUGCACAGAGUGGCUGCAAGAGGGAUGAGGAGUCGUGAUACUGAAUUAGAAAAAAUCCGUGGGAUGUCCACCUGAUGUUUUGACCGGCAGCCAUCUUUCGUCACAGUUUGUGACGGUCCUCUUCUUUUCUAUUGUCGUAGCGAGAUUCAGUCUCCUACAAGUUCAUCUCAGGACAAUCACUUGAUCGCAUGCUGUUUAAUUGCAGCAAUAGCUUCUUUUUGUACACAACUGAGGAACUUCAAGAAAGAUGAAAUCUUUUUAUACCAUAUGUUGUUAGAGGUUCUUUCCACUUUUUCCAGGUUAAAAAGGUAGUUGAUGUAAAUUCCAUGCUGUAAUUUAUUAUUUUCAAAUCGCACUGAAAUACAUUCUGGCCUUGCUGUGCUUUAGCUAUGAUAUUGAGAAACCACAUUAUAUUUAAAAUGAUCAUUAUAUUCAAGGAACUAUUUGAAGAUGCACUGAGUGAACGAAAAAUUGACUGCACUAAAUAAUGUCAUUGUUAUUCUGCUUUAGCUAUUGUCACAUAGUGAAUGUUUUUUGGGCAUGCUUGGUCUACUCAAUGGUCACCAAAACACUUGUUCAAUCAUGGCAAUGAAUGUCAGUGAAGGAAACAAAAUUACCCAUGGCAUUGUAGAGAAUUUCAUUCUACUACAUGCUUCUGCAAGCCAAAUACAAUCAUCUGUAGCAAAAGGGCAUAGGAUACUGUAGUUUUUAAAGGGAAUCAAUUCAAAAAUGCAAGUUAUGAUCGUUUGUGCUUGAAGUUAACCAAAAACACUUUUGUCUGCACUUUUAAUGUGCAUUGUCUGUAUAUUUCUCCGUGUUUACAGUAUGUACCACCCCACCUGUGAAUAAAAUGUAUUUCCAUUUCAA
Messenger RNA from Syngnathoides biaculeatus (alligator pipefish), 3600 nucleotides. RefSeq names its product huntingtin associated protein 1 (gene hap1). Lineage: Eukaryota; Metazoa; Chordata; Actinopteri; Syngnathiformes; Syngnathidae. Gene Ontology annotation, molecular function: signaling receptor binding. The record is from RefSeq and is a predicted model, not a curated record. The transcript has 17 exons. Gene Ontology annotation, biological process: neurogenesis; anterograde axonal transport of mitochondrion; neurotrophin TRK receptor signaling pathway. Bases 1 to 2808 code for a protein of 935 amino acids. Gene Ontology annotation, cellular component: dendrite.